AUGCCGGUUCGUGGUGCGGCAGCUGCUUCGGCGCGCAAACGGAAGCGUAUUAAAGACGACCCUCUCGCGUCAGAUUCCGACGACGAGAACUUCAAUGAUGCUCCAUCUCCGAAAGCGACUAGUCGUAAAUCGAAGCCUACUGGCAAGGGCAAGAAGAAUACAUCCAGUGGCAGGAGAAGACAGGACACCUAUGAUGAUGAUGAGGAGGACGAUGACGACGAGAUCUCUGAUGAUGACGGGGAGUCCAUCGAUGAGGAUGAUGAACCAGUAGAGGUUGGUCUAUCUGGGCGGCCAGUACGCAAAGCAAGGAAGUCCAAGGCUACCAACUAUGCCGAAGACGAUUCAGAGGAAGUCGAGCGUGUGGACGAGAUUGAGGACGACGAUGAGGACCAGCAGGCAAUAAAACCAAAAAAUUCAAGAAAAAAUGUCAGAACAGAAGCUCCACCUACGAAAAAACUAGUCAUCAAGCUAAGAGUAGGUCCGGCUCAAGUUGGACCGAAACAUGAGGCCUCAAAUCCUCCCCCUAGGAGGUCUACCAGGGCUGCUUCAGCAAACGCACAGACGCGUCCAACUACUUCUGGUAAAGCACCUACAAAGACGACGGGCACCCGUGGGGGUAGCGUUGGGCCUCCUACUGGUACCGCUCUUACAACAAGAAGAAGCAGUCGACUAGGACAUGACAAUGAGCCAUUUGUCAACUCGGGAAAACACACAGAAGUCCUUGGCCACGAAGCAGUUAUCUUGGAAGAGGGUGAGACUUCAUUGGAAACAUCUGCAACCCAUAUAUCCAGUAACGGCGAUUACAAAAGGGAAGAGGAGGAUUCAAUAUUAUCAACAGCAGCGGUUCAUGGAAGUUACGGUUCAAACGCCAUAGAUAAUCACGAUCAGAGUGUACCAGCGGAAGUUACUGUGGAGGUCCCCGCUACAGAUACCAUCGAGGCCGAAGAAGAUUUAGAUGCGCCUGGAGACGAGGAAAGCGUGCAAGGAGAUCUCGAUGCAGGCCACGAGGCAGACGAGGACGAAGACGUCCUACCUAGUAAACGAACCCGCACUAGAAGUAUCGGUGGAAGCGGGCUUCGUGACUCCACAAUCUCCCCACGGACAACGAGAUCAGCCGCAGACAGAGAGCGAGCAUUGACCAUGAGUGCUGAUAAGCGGAGCCACAAAGAUUCUCCGUCCAAGGGUGGGAAACGUCUUGGACGGUUGAGGAAAAGUACUCGCGGGGGUAGCCGGAAGGCCGGGGGUGAAAGUGACGAAGACGAGUACCGGGAAGAGGAAGGGAGCGGCGAUGAGGAAUUGUCUUCAGACGCAGGCUCACCAAAGGCACCAAGAUCAACGCAGGCAUUUAUAGCCCAAGAUGAUGAAGACUAUUCCGAGGCGAACAACACACGACGUGGAAGAAGUCAAGGGAAGCGGCCAGAGCAAGCAGCUUCUCAACUAAGAAGCAAGCGACGACUAGAUUCCUCGGAUCAUGAACAAGUGAGCCAGGCUGAACAGUUGGAGGCGGCGGAAGAACUCGAAGAACUAAGGCCCUCACCUAAACGGCGGAGGGCAACCAGAGGAUCUGGGCCGUCUGGGGGCGAAGCUCCUGACAGGACUCUUAGAAGACGAGCUCAACCUGUUGACUAUCGGAUCAUGCGGCCAGAAGCCGGGAUAUUAUUUGACGAGCCUGAAGGGGGCGCAUCAACUCCCUCAAGGAGACGUACUGGAGCUGCUGCUGCUCCAGGAAAAUCUCUUUUCGAUACGUUUGGCCCAUUUGGUGGUGGGAGUGGGCCUGUGCCCUUGUUUGGUCGACCAGGAAAAUUCAGCAAUUUGCCUCUCGAUAUUGACUCUGAUAGCUCAGACGAUGAAAGAAUGCAAAAACCUAGUGGUGCUGGAGGAAUGCCUGGUAUUGGCGGAGGAAUGGGCAUGACUCCCACAACUGCUGCAGGCCCAGGACUACUCCCUUCGAUAGCUCAGACACACAAUAUGGACGCACUCCAAGGGACACCGGCAAACCUUGGAAAGGUUACAAAGCCGGCGAAACAAACGCUUGCAGAUGCGGACCCGUUAGGUGUUGCUACGGAUAUUACUUUUGAUAGCGUUGGUGGUCUAGACGACAAGAUCCACCAACUUAAGGAGAUGGUCCAAUUACCUCUUUCUUACCCGGAAAUUUUCGCUGCAAAGAACAUGACCCCACCUCGUGGUGUGUUAUUUUAUGGACCUCCAGGCACUGGUAAAACAUUGAUGGCGAGGGCUUUGGCUGCUAGCUGUAGUUCGGAGAGCAGAAAAGUUACUUUCUACAUGAGAAAAGGUGCCGACUGUUUAAGCAAAUGGGUCGGUGAAGCCGAAAGGCAGUUGAGAUUGUUGUUUGAAGAGGCCAAGAACAAUCAGCCAAGUAUCAUCUUUUUUGAUGAAAUCGAUGGUCUUGCCCCUGUCCGUUCGAGUAAACAAGAACAGAUCCAUGCUUCAAUUGUUUCAACGUUGCUUGCUCUUAUGGACGGCAUGGACGGUAGAGGCCAAGUUGUGGUCAUCGGAGCAACCAAUAGACCAGAUGCGAUUGAUCCAGCCUUAAGAAGACCUGGUAGAUUUGACAGGGAGUUCUACUUCCCGCUUCCUGCAACCGAGGCAAGAAGAAAGAUCAUUGAUAUACACACAAAGGGAUGGGAGCCACCGUUGGAGAAUGCAUUUAAGGAUCAAUUGGCAGAAUUAACGAAGGGAUAUGGUGGUGCCGAUCUCAGAGCAUUGUGUACAGAAGCUGCGUUGAAUGCCGUACAAAGAACAUAUCCUCAGAUCUACAUGACACCGGAGAAGUUGAAGGUUGAUGCACACAGUAUCAAGGUUUUGGCCAGAGAUUUCAUGGUAUCCUUGAAAAAUAUGGUGCCUUCUUCCGAGCGGUCAUCAUCUUCGGGUGCAUCGCCAUUACCAAGGCAUAUCGAGCCAUUGCUUUCCUCCCAACUUGAUUCCAUCAAAGACGCUCUUCAGUUGAUUCUACCUGACAGGAAGCGCUUGUCUGUUUUUGAAGAGGCGCUGCUAGAAGAUGACAUGGGUAUAGAUGGAGGCUUUGAACGUGAAAAAAUGAUGUCGGAUUUUGAAACUGCUCGGGUCUUCCGCCCAAGGUUAUUGAUCCAUGGGCCUGCGGGUAUGGGCCAACAUUAUAUCGCUGCUGCGAUUUUGCACCACUUAGAAAAAGUUCAUGUUCAGUCAUUCGACCUUGCAACUUUAAUGGGUGAUGCAACGAGGUCAAUGGAGGCUGCUAUCGUUCAGUUAUUCGUUGAAGUAAAACGGCGGAAACCUAGUGUUAUUUUCGUUCCUGAAAUCGAUAUGUGGUACUCAUCGCUGUCUGACCAUGCCCUAGCUACAUUUAGAGGCUUACUACAGAGUAUACCUGCCAAUGAGCCUAUCCUUUUUCUUGGAAUAACCGAACAAGAGGUUAAGGCCCUGUCUUCCCAAAUGCUCACAGAGUUUUUUGGAUACUCGCGAAAGGAUCGCUUUGAACUUGGGAAGCCCGAUAAGGAUGCACGAUUCCAGUAUUUCGAUAACGUGAUCUCGCAUAUUCGCAAGGCACCUACAGACUUCCCGCCCGAUGCCAACAAUCGCAAAAAAAGGGUUUUGGAAGUGCUUGAAAAAGUAGCGCCACCUCCACCCCGCGAAAUGACAAAGGAGGAAAUCAAAGCGCAAGAGCAGAAGGAUCGGCAGAUCAAGAACUGGCUUAAAAUUAGGCUUAACCCAAUGAUGGAGUCUAUCAAACAGAGAUACCGCCGUUUUAAGAAACCAGUCAUUGAAUAUGAUCUCAUCAAACAUCUUCUGGACCCCCCUCCCCCGCCCGAUGUCGAGAUUAUAGCCUCUGAUAUCCCACCUCCACCAGCACAAGAGCGUUACAGAAUCUUCUUUGACGAUACUGAUGAGCAACUCAGAGUCCAAGACACAGUGGCUAAUAAGACAUAUUACAAUUUGGACAUCGAUGUUAUCGAGGAAAGGUUAUCAAACGGGUUUUAUUGUACUACUAAACAGUUCCUUCAAGAUCUGGAGCAUAUACGAUACGAUGCAGAUAUAAGUGGCGACAAAGAGCGAAAGAUGAAAGCUAAUGAGAUGCUCACGAAUGCCGAGGUCUUUGUUGCCGAUGUUGAAAUGGAUGCUGGCUUUAUCUUACAAUGCGAGGACAUGUUCCGGCGAGAACAAAAGAAAAGGGCCGAAAUUCGGGCGAAACGUGAACGGAAGGCCAAGGCAUUAGAGGACGCUCGUGAAGCCGCCGAGAAGGUAGCAUCAUCUGCUAAUCGUCCAAGUAACGGAAGUCCCGCAAAGUCCAAGGCAAAUUCUCAUGAGAGUCCAAGCAAUGGGGGCUCUUUCAACUCAAAUGGUGCCCUUGAAGAUGGAACCAUACCAUCCUCAAAUCCUGAAAACGAGUUACAAAGCCAUGACCACGCAAAUGUGCCCGCGACACCACACUCGCGGAUGGACCCGCGUCUGGACAUGGACUCGUCGUGGGUGCCCUUCCCGAGUCAACAAAGUGGGUCAAACAGGGCAGCAACGCAGUUAACUCAGAUGUCCGCUGCAAGUGGAGCUUCCGUGGGAUUAACUCCAUUCAAUAAUGGUAUUGGCGGUAGCGGUAGUAAUAUGGUACUCAACUACGCGUCGUCAACAACCUCCGGGCAGAGAACAAGUGAUGGGGCACAACAGAGAUCGACCAACCACUCAAACAGCAAUGGCACACAAAACAGCAAUAGCUUCAUCAACCCAAACUUAGAGCCAGUUUUCCCAAAUCCUGAACAAAACGACUCACAAUUACCUGAUACACAAAUUGUUGCCUCUUCCUCUUCAGACCUCAACAGUAGUCAGUCUCUAGCGUCACAAUCAACACCCCGAUUUUCUAUCGAAUCACAAGCAGGCAGUUUAUCGCAGGGCUCGCAGUUCGGUAGUUUUACAGCACCACCAAUAUUUGAGCUGCCAGCACCGAAAGCCCCAAAGCUUAUCCUGGAUAACGAGAGGAUCGAUAAUAUACAUCACCGGUUAUCUGAAAGUACAUCUGGGUACUCCGUUGAACAACUCGAACAAGUUAACGCUGCGAUGAUGGAUGCCAUUUGGAAAUCUAGGAUUCUCUGGAAUAGGAAUGAGGUUGCGGACAAAGCUAUGGAAGCGUUUGAAGAAGUUGAUAAAGACAUAAGGGAGUUUCAACAAGUGAUGACUGCCAGUGGAAGUUUCUAA
This is a messenger RNA of Morchella importuna, 5184 nucleotides long. RefSeq lists its product as uncharacterized. NCBI's taxonomy places the organism in Eukaryota, Fungi, Ascomycota, Pezizomycetes, Pezizales, Morchellaceae. The coding region runs from base 1 to 5184 and encodes 1727 amino acids. Gene Ontology annotation, cellular component: nucleus. Gene Ontology annotation, biological process: positive regulation of transcription by RNA polymerase II. The record is from RefSeq and is a predicted model, not a curated record. The transcript has 5 exons. Gene Ontology annotation, molecular function: ATP binding; chromatin binding; ATP hydrolysis activity.